AUGGUGGGCUUCGGGGCGAACCGGCGGGCCGGCCGCCUGCCCUCCCUGGUUCUGGCGGUCCUGCUGGUGGUGAUCGCGGUGCUCGCCUUCAAUUACUGGAGCAUCUCCUCACGCCACGUCCUGCUGCAGGAGGAGGUGGCGGAGCUGCAGGGCCAGGUCCAGCGCACCGAGGUGGCCCGCGGGCGCCUGGAGAAGCGCAAUUCGGACCUCCUGCUCUUGGUGGACUCGCACAAGAAACAGAUUGACCAGAAGGAGGCCGAUUACGGCCGCCUUAGCAGCCGGCUGCAGGCCCGGGAGGGCCUGGGGAAGAGAUGCGAGGAUGACAAGGUUAAACUGCAGAACAACAUAUCAUAUCAGAUGGCAGACAUACAUCAUUUAAAGGAGCAACUUGCUGAGCUUCGUCAGGAGUUUCUUCGACAGGAAGACCAACUGCAAGACUACAGGAAGAACAAUACUUACCUUGUGAAGAGGUUAGAGUAUGAGAGUUUUCAGUGUGGACAACAGAUCAAGGAGUUAAGAGCUCAGCAUGAAGAAAAUAUUAAAAAGUUGGCAGCCCAGUUUUUGCAGGAACAAAAGCAAGAGGCCCACAAGUUUGAAUCAAAAGGUGGAAAUGAACUGGAUUCGGACAAUCAUGCAGUGCCUAAAAGUGUUCCGGAAGCUGCUGAGGACGGUGCAGGCAAGAGCGGAGAGCCCUCGAGUCGCCACACUCCACACGGGAAAGAACAAAUCAAACGAGGUGGUGAUGCAGGCAUGCCUGGAAUAGAAGAGAAUGACCUUGCAAAAGCUGAAGAUGUUCCUGUUGCUUUAAAGAAACCCCCUGUUUCCUUCCCUCAAUAUGAACGUCAUCAAGUAAUCUCCCAUCUUCCAACUGGACAGCCUCUCUCCCCAGAUAUGGUUCCAGAUUCUCAUAUAAACCACAAUGGAAACUCUAGAACUUCAAAGCAGAACCCUUCCAAUCCUCUUCAGCGUUUAAUUCCAGGCCCUAACGUGGGCAGUGAGCCCAGGAUUCAAGCAGGAGCUCUAGAACAGGCUGCCAAGGAUGGAGCUGGCGACCUCCAUAAACUGAAGCAAAGCCGAUUCUUUGAUGAGAAUGAAUCCCCUGUUGAUCCGCAGCAUGGCUCUAAACUGGCGGAUUAUAAUGGGGAUGAUGGUAACGUAGGUGAGUAUGAGGCAGACAAGCAGGCUGAGCUGGCUUACAAUGAGGAAGAAGAUGGUGAUGGUGGAGAGGAAGACGUCCAAGAUGAUGAAGAGCGAGAACUUCAAAUGGGCCCUGCAGACUAUGGGAAGCGUUUCAACGAUGCCCUUUAAGCCGUGAAGGAAAACUUCAGAUAACCUAAAGUGCUGUAAAAUGGAACCAUUUCUACUUUGUCGAUUUUGACUUUUGUUGUAAAGAUCAGUUGUAUCAGUUGUAAAGAUACAUUGAGACAGAUUUAAGGAAAAACUUUAAUGAAAGAAUGUACGCAUGUACAUAUAUGAACUUUUCAUAUUGUAUUAUUAAAGCAGAGACUUCUGGAGUUAUGUUACAGUUGAGCCAAAAACAAAGUAAGGAAAACUUUAAUCUUUGCAUUUAAAGCAAACUAAUGUAUAUUUUACAUUUGAUUGAGCCUAAUUCUUUCCACAAAUAGACAAACAGGAAAAAUGGUUGUCCCGUUUAUAUGUUGCGCAUAGCAGAGCCACAGUGAGAACAAUUAUUCAGCUGAGAAACGUUUUAUACACUAAUAUAUUCUUGUUAGCCCAGCAGGUGUUCUGUUCUAUCCACUCUUUUCUCAUGCUGUUCAAGGAGUUAUACCCAGAAUAGUUUCAUAAGAGAGAGGGGCACCUGAAGCCAAACACUGGGCAGCAACGGGCAGAACUCCCUCCUGUUCCUGUCCCACGUGAGUGCUGGUGCGUUUGGUAGAUAAGCUUUCAGCUGAGGCCUGAUGUGAGCGGAGAAAACCUGCAAAGACGUAACCGUAUUGAUGAGUUAUUCUUACCUUACUUCAUGAAAUUGUGAAACGCAUGAUUGAUGAUCUAUUUUCUAUUUUUAUUUUUUCACAUAAUAUCAAUACUGUUUAACUAUAACUGUUACUGGCUAAAAUUUUUAUAUUUUCGGAGUUAAAGUUGGUGAAGAUAUUAAUGAUUUAAAUGCCAGAUUCCGAAAGAGGCUAAAUCAUCCUUGAAAUGAAUUUUCAGUCGGUAUUUCAAAGCUUCUCUGGUAGUUUUAGUGACCUUAUUUGACUAGACUUUUUCAGAAGUAUUAAAUUAGCAGUUUUAACAGGUUUUUAUUAAUGCACAAACAGAAAUACAGUGAGGUCUAUAGCCAUUUUAUUAAAAUAGCUUAAAAGUUUGUAAUGAAGAUGGAGAAUCUUUCUAUCUACUUAAUAUGUUAGUUAAGAGCCCAUAAACCUCAUAUUUGCUAGACUUAAAAAUUAUUUUAAAUGCAUUUGUCUUUUUUGACACCCUUCAGUAGAAUAUGUAAGCUAGCUAAUCCUUAUUUUCUGAUUGAAGGCACUUUUAAAUCUUAUCCCCCACCCCCUAAAUAAAAGGUUUUGAUCAUGAGAAGUUUAAACUUGUUAACUCUAUUUUUCAGAAGGGCUACUGUUAAUUGCACAUGAACAUGAGAUGCUUUCCUUUUACCCCCCUAUAACUCAGGUUCUAGUCAAAAUUCAAACUUACAGAGGUUAAAAAAAAAGAUUGUUCACUUAUUGGAGGUGUAAAAAUUCUUAGAUCUCUGUUUAAAAUUAUUUAGCAACCAAGAAAAGAUGUAGUGAUUUACUAAAAUUGUUUUUUCUACCCUAUCCAAGUAAGUAAUUCAUGCUUUUGCUGUGAGUAGAGUCAGGCCUAUAGUGAUAGUUUACAGCAUUUUUUAAAAUGGAGUUAAAGGGAAGUGAUGUCUCCCUUCUGGAAGUUAGGGUGGGAACAUGAACCUAAAACAUAUCCCUAGUGACACUUUAUAUUUAAAUACUGUGAAACAUUUACAAAUGAAAACCAUGAAUUUCCUGCCUUAGUUCCUUUGUCAUAAAAACAAUCACUUGGUUAUAUAGUAGCUAUUACUUACACAGCAAAAUUUCUUCAAUUAGCAGUCUAGACAUUUUAUAAACUGAGAAAUCUUGGAUCAACUGAUAAUACUUCUGACUGUAUUAACAUUCUAGUGCUAUAAAAUACUAUGUGAAAUCUCUUAAAAUCCUGACAUUCUACAGUCUGUAUUAGAUAUCCUGAUUUUAUACUAUUUUACUUCUGCCUUACAGUUUAUGUUUUUUAAAUGU
Messenger RNA from Budorcas taxicolor (takin), 3245 nucleotides. Its product is annotated as protein GOLM2. NCBI's taxonomy places the organism in Eukaryota, Metazoa, Chordata, Mammalia, Artiodactyla, Bovidae. The coding region runs from base 1 to 1308 and encodes 435 amino acids. The record is from RefSeq and is a predicted model, not a curated record. The transcript has 10 exons.